Messenger RNA from Drosophila innubila, 1119 nucleotides. RefSeq names its product probable glucosamine 6-phosphate N-acetyltransferase (gene Gnpnat). The record is from RefSeq and is a predicted model, not a curated record. Gene Ontology annotation, molecular function: monosaccharide binding; glucosamine 6-phosphate N-acetyltransferase activity. The coding region runs from base 191 to 1003 and encodes 270 amino acids. Gene Ontology annotation, biological process: UDP-N-acetylglucosamine biosynthetic process. The transcript is spliced from 6 exons. NCBI's taxonomy places the organism in Eukaryota, Metazoa, Arthropoda, Insecta, Diptera, Drosophilidae. Gene Ontology annotation, cellular component: endoplasmic reticulum-Golgi intermediate compartment; endoplasmic reticulum; Golgi apparatus.
GGCGGACUGCGAAUAUAAUCCUGUCCAUAGCAUAAACACAACAAAGCAAAAUCAAUAGUAAAGACUUUAACUAUACGCAUUUUACCGGUUUGCGGUGACGUUGACGUUGAAAUAUAUGCGCAAGAAACGUGUUACCACAGCAAAAAUAAAACAAAAACCAGUCAGUGGAUAUCGAAAGUGAUUGAGGUGCAUGAAACCAGUUAACGAUUACCGUUCCUGCUAUCGGCUUCAGUUGGUAGCUGUCUACCUGUUGUCUUUCUGCGCCACAGUUGUGCUCUUAACGGCGUCAACUGCUGACGUUGGCCCUUUUCUCGUGGCAUUUAAAAUGGUGCAAUAUACGCAAGAGACAUAUCUGUACGAUCCGAAAGUUCUGCUCCAGCUGGACUUUCAUCGUAGCCCAGCCAAAUUUCAGCCAUUCAUCUCGGCUGCUAAUCCGGGUGAGCCCUGGAUGAAGGUGCGUCCCCUUAAGGAUAGCGAUUAUGAUCGUGGUUUCCUGCAGCUGCUGUCGCAGCUUACGCAUGUUGGCAAUGUAUCUCGCACACAGUUCCUCACACGUUUCUCGCAGAUGAAAGCUAGCGGCGAUUACUUUGUCACAGUCAUUGAGGACACCCGCAAGGGAGAAAUUAUUGGAGCUGCUUCCCUGAUCAUUGAGCGAAAGUUUAUACACGAUUGUGCUGUGCGAGGCCGCCUGGAGGAUGUUGUGGUCAAUGACACCUAUCGUGGCAAGCAGCUGGGAAAACUCAUUGUGGUCACCGUAUCGCUGCUGGCCGAGCAACUUGGUUGCUACAAAAUGUCGCUAGACUGCAAGGACAAGCUCAUCAAAUUCUACGAAACAUUGGGUUACGUCCUCAUACCCGGCAACUCCAAUUCUAUGACUAUUCGCUAUGAUGAAGCACCAACGAAACGAAAUGCUACCUCGGCCGGCGUUGUAGCCGCCUCCUCGAGCGAUGCUUGCCAAACUAACUCUCAAUUUUAUAAUUUUUUCUCUCCUUUCUGCUACUGAAUGUGAGGCGCGCCUUUAAAAUAUAAGGUUGUUGUUAUACUUCCCUUCAAGAGCACGUUCAUCAAGUAGCUUUAACUUUCUACAAAUAUAUAUGUGUAUAUAUUAUAUACAAAAAU